This is a messenger RNA of Soboliphyme baturini, 236 nucleotides long. Lineage: Eukaryota; Metazoa; Nematoda; Enoplea; Dioctophymatida; Soboliphymatidae. The record is from the annotation of a GenBank genome assembly.
GUUCGUUUCUGCAAGCGCUCUUCACCGUCGUCGCUAUUCAAUGGAGCAAUAGAGGCUUCGUCAUGACUUUUGUCUGCCUGAUUUUUGCUGCUGCUGCUUUUCCGUUUUCGGCCAACAGCGUCAACCAGCUGGACAUCGCAGGAUCUUAUGCAAGCAUCAUUAUGGGUCUAUCGAACUCGAUCGCCACCUUACCCGGCAUGAUCAGUCCUCCAAUCGUCGGCGCUAUCGUACAGGAA